UGCUCAUCGUCCCCUCACUCCUGUCCUCUUUCCUCUCUUGUGUGUGAGUGUGUGUGGCCACUCCGUCCUUCCAAAAUGAGCCGCGCCUCUUACGCCUCCUCCCAGUCCUCCUCAUACCGCCGUGCCUUCGGUGGGCCCGGCUUCACCACAACCCCCAUUACCCGCUCCUCUAUGCUUGGCCGUGGCUCCGGGGGCUCACAUGUUAGCUCACGGGUCUACGAGGUCACCAAGACAGCAAGUUCAUCAUCACCAGGCUAUACCAGCUACCGCGCGUCUUCCUAUGGCAUCCCUGCUCUUUCAGCAGGCAUCUCCCGCUCCUAUGCCGCCGGCUUGGGUGAGACACUGGACUUCAGCCUUGCCGAUGCCCUCAACCAGGAGUUCCUGCAGACGCGCACCAACGAGAAGGCUGAGCUGCAGCACCUGAACGACCGCUUCGCCAGCUACAUCGAGAAGGUGCGCUUCCUCGAGCAGCAGAACCAGGCUCUGACGGUGGAAGUGGAGCGACUGCGGGGCCGAGAGCCAACGCGCAUUGCUGACCUCUAUGAGGAAGAGAUGAGGGAGCUGAGGCGCCAGAUAGAGGUCGUGACCAAUCAGAGGUCCCGAGUUGAAGUGGAGAGAGACAACCUGGCUGAUGACUUGCAGAAACUCAAACUCAGGCUUCAGGAGGAGAUUGCACAGAGAGAGGAGGCCGAGAACAACCUUGCAGCAUUCAGAGCUGAUGUGGAUGCAGCCACCCUUGCCCGUUUGGACCUGGAGAGACGCAUCGAAACUCUGCAAGAGGAAAUCGCCUUCCUCAAGAAGAUCCACGAGGAGGAAAUCCGUGAGCUGCAGGCUCAGAUGCAAGAGACUCAGGUGCAGAUCCAGAUGGACAUGUCCAAGCCUGAUCUGACCGGUGCUCUGAGAGACAUUCGUUCUCAGUACGAGGCCAUCGCCGCCAAGAACAUCGCCGAGGCUGAAGACUGGUACAAGUCCAAGGUGUCAGAUCUGAACCAAGCAGUAUCCAAGAACAACGAAGCCCUGAAGCAGGCCAAGCUGGAGACCAUGGAGUACCGACACCAGAUUCAGUCCUACACCUGUGAGAUUGACUCACUGAAGGGCACGAACGAGUCUCUGAUGAGGCAGAUGCAAGACAUGGAGGACCGACAUGGACGUGAGGCUGCUGGCUUCCAGGACACAAUUUCUCGACUGGAGGCUGAGAUCGCUAACAUGAAGGAUGAGAUGGCACGACACCUGCGCGAGUACCAGGACCUGCUCAACGUCAAGAUGGCCCUCGAUGUGGAGAUCGCCACCUACAGGAAGCUGCUGGAGGGAGAAGAGAGCAGGAUUACACUGCCCAUGCAGACCUACUCCAAGAUUAGCUUUAGAGAGACCAGCCCAGAGCACCAACAACGUGCCGCUGAAAUGCACUCAAAGAAAACAGUGCUCAUCAAGACGAUUGAGACCCGUGAUGGCGAGGUGCUGAGUGAGUCUACACAGCACCAGGAGGACAUCAUGUAGAGCUUCACCUAAGUAGCUGAACCAUAAAAACCACAAGAGCUUUCAAUAAAACCAUAAGGUCCAGCCUUCA
Molecule: messenger RNA, 1567 nt
Organism: Pangasianodon hypophthalmus (striped catfish)
Lineage: Eukaryota; Metazoa; Chordata; Actinopteri; Siluriformes; Pangasiidae
Gene: desmb
Product: desmin b
Exons: 9
Coding region: 76-1497 (473 amino acids)
Biological process (GO): skeletal muscle organ development
Cellular component (GO): intermediate filament; cell-cell junction; sarcolemma
Source: RefSeq, a predicted model, not a curated record